Vigna unguiculata (cowpea) is the source of this 1012-nucleotide messenger RNA. RefSeq names its product gamma-interferon-responsive lysosomal thiol protein-like. Gene Ontology annotation, molecular function: oxidoreductase activity, acting on a sulfur group of donors, disulfide as acceptor. NCBI's taxonomy places the organism in Eukaryota, Viridiplantae, Streptophyta, Magnoliopsida, Fabales, Fabaceae. The record is from RefSeq and is a predicted model, not a curated record.
UUAUAUAUCAGAGACUCAGUUCCAAAUCUUUCUUCAUUCACAAUUCACAUACACCAGAGUCACAGUGGAAAGUCUUUCUACAAGUAUAAACAAAAUGUUUCUUUCAAAACUAGUUAUCACCAAUGCAUUGAUGCUAAUCCUUUUCCUUUCCAUGUAUGAGUCUAAGGGUGCAUCUAAUUCUUCUGGCUCACUUAGUGUUGUUAAUGGUGCUAACAUUAAUCCACCAUUGGCUCAUCAGAAAGUGAAUGUGUCUGUGUAUUAUGAUAGCCUUUGCCAAUCUUGUGCACAAUUCAUUAUUCGGGAUCUGAAGAAUGUGUUUGACAGCAAUCUCAUCAGCAUUAUGAAUCUUCGGCUUGUUCCUUGGGCCAAAGCUUACAUCAAUAAAACCAACAGUUCCAUAUCAUGUCAGAAUGGGCCAGAUGAAUGUGAGCUAAAUUCAUUGGAAUCAUGUGCCCUUAAUCUUUGGCAUAAAGUGGACAUACAAUAUGAAUUGAUCAACUGCUUUGAGUUUCUAGCAAUUAAGGGAACCAUUAAGAAAUGGAAGGAAUACUGUUUAGACCCUUUGGGUUUGCCCAAGGAACUUUUUCUGAAUUGCUUCAACAUGGGAAAUGGAACACAGCUUGGAAAAACAUAUAUUGAUCAAAUUGCACAUCUUUCCCCAUCUCCUUCAUUUGUACCAUGGGUGGUGGUGAACAAUCAACCUGUUGGAAAAGACUAUGCAAAUUUUGCACAUUAUGUUUGCAAAGCUUAUAGAGGAGUUGCUGUUCCACAAGUCUGCAAAUCUCCUUUGAAAUGAAUGCUACUGAGAAUAAUACAGUGUAAAAAGAAAAUCAGUUAUGUAAUAAUACAGUGUGUGAUGGUUCAGAAAUUGACUCUGCAUAAAAUGUUAUAUCUAUAAUAGUUAGUAAGGGGGGAACAGAGCUACUUCACGAACAAGAUUUGCUGUAGCAUGCAAAAAAAAGCAAAAUUAUCAGAAAAUCUACAUUCUCCAUUAUUAAACUUGCAUGCUAAA